Messenger RNA from Hibiscus syriacus, 816 nucleotides. Its product is annotated as vacuolar protein sorting-associated protein 55 homolog. Gene Ontology annotation, biological process: late endosome to vacuole transport via multivesicular body sorting pathway. The coding region runs from base 190 to 609 and encodes 139 amino acids. The record is from RefSeq and is a predicted model, not a curated record. Gene Ontology annotation, cellular component: endosome. The transcript has 5 exons. NCBI's taxonomy places the organism in Eukaryota, Viridiplantae, Streptophyta, Magnoliopsida, Malvales, Malvaceae.
AAGGCUGGGACUUUGCAACUAAUUAACGUGAGAUCCACUUUAAAGAAGAAGAAAAAAAAUAGAGGAGAAAAUUAUCUUCUUUAAGUUCUGAAGUAUUUAGGGAAGAAAAGCCUGAAACUGAUAUUUGCAAUUAAUUUCGUGGGUGAACAUUCAUUUCAGGUGUUUUCUAUGAGGUGAGAGACAAGUUGGAUGAUGGCAGAAUUACCAGGUUAUCUACGCACCUGCUUGCACACUGGAAAACUUGCACUGUUGGCAAUUUUAGUUUCAGGAGGAAUUGUAUUGCAAAUCUUGGCAUGUGCUCUCUACAAUAAUUGGUGGCCAAUGCUGACUGUAAUAAUGUAUGUGCUUCUUCCAAUGCCUUUGCUGUUCUUUACGGGCUCUGAUGCUUCUCUUUUAUCUGAAUCCAACAACGGUUGGGUCAACGCAACAAAGUUCUUGACCGGAGCUUCGGCAGUUGGAAGCAUUGCUAUACCGGCUAUCCUGAAGCAUGCUGGAAUUAUCAGCUGGGGUGCACUGGCAAUGGAAGUUUCAUCUUAUUUCAUAUUUGUUCUAGCCAUAAUGUGUUGUAUUCAAAUGAACGAGGACGAUGAUAAUUACAGAUUCCUCUGAAUCAUGAUAAUUCAGUUCCCACACACGAUCACGCAAAGCGUUAAGGAUGUUUCUUUCCUGUUUUGACGAGCCUCGUUUCCAUUGCUUCUGUAGAUAUUGGGUGUGUUAUUUUCUUUCUUUCUUUUUUGUCCCCAUGUAGUAAGUGGUAUUAUUGUGUUGGAACUUUGAACCUCGUUUAUGUGGAGAUUGAACUUGCUUCAGAAUUAA